ACAAUGUACAUACACAUUGGAUGAACUAGGCGUGUAUAUGCACUUCAUUAAGCUAACAGUUUGUUAUCCCGCGCGGCUAGCUAGCGAAUCCGUAGCAAACGCUGCUGAUAAAUAUGGCACUUCUGCUAGCUACGUUAGAGUAAAUGUGGUCAACCUACGUUUAAAACAAGGAUGCUUCACUGGGUGUCUCGGCCGUAGAGGGGGUGAUGCAUAUUAUAGUUGACAUACAUUUGAGGUUUUCGAAAAGAUUGUCAAAUAAAACUGAAAUGUAUUAGCUAACGUUACUGACCUAGCUACGUUCGCUGUUUUCGUAAAUGACCUACUAUAGCUACAGCGUGUUAUUUCAUCCAGCGACCGUACAAUCUGGAUAUGAAGAGGUCCGCCAACUCUCCACAUCCUUAUAAUGCUUCAGUGUUUGUUGCAUCUGCAGUGAAAAUGAUGGCUGCCCAAUCAGUUUCCAUGGACAAGUACACAAAGAGAGAGCAGCAGGGUGUGGAGCAGAAGGAGAGUGAUGCUGAUCAUGAUCAGAAGUUCAGUGAGGAGAGGUUGGCUGCAGCCUCCAGUCCUGCCCCCACUGAACCCCAGACACCCUUUGAUGAAGAUAAGGCCUCCAUAUACCGGCAUCCCUUGUUUCCUCUCCUGGCCCUGCUCUUUGAGAAAUGUGAGCAGUCGACACAGGGCUCAGACUGCAUCACGUCAGCCAGCUUUGACGUGGAUAUCGAGAACUUUGUCUGCAGCCAGGAGAAAGAGGGCAAAGCAUUCUUCAGCGAGGAUCCUGACCUCGACAAUCUGAUGGUGAAGGCCAUCCAGGUGCUGCGGAUCCACCUGCUAGAGCUGGAGAAGGUGAGUGACCUUUGUAAAGACUUCUGCAGCCGCUACAUCGCCUGCCUCAAGACCAAGAUGAACAGCGAGACCAUGCUGAGUGGAGAGCUUGGCAGCCCCUACUCACCUGGACAGGGCUACUCUCCCACCAAGACCCAGACCUCCAGCUCUUUCAAAGGAACCCUCAGUCCCCAGGGGAUUGUGGUGGCAGCGUCAGCCCUGCGGCAAGGCAACGUAACAGUCAACCCCAUACAGGUUAUGGCAGGUGGCGCAGUGUACCAGCCUGUCACAGUAGUCAACUCACAGGGUCAGUUGGUGUCACAGACGCACUCUCCCCAGACUAUACACAUUCAGAACACACAGCUUCAGCUGCAGCUCAACCAGGACCUGAGCUUCUUCGGCCACAACGACAGCUCGUCCAAGAACAAGCGUGGCGUCCUUCCCAAACAAGCGACCAACGUCAUGCGCUCCUGGCUCUUCCAGCACAUCGGGCACCCAUACCCCACAGAGGAUGAGAAGAAGCAGAUCGCUACCCAAACUAACCUGAGCCUCCUCCAGGUCAACAACUGGUUCAUCAAUGCGCGGAGGCGGAUCCUGCAGCCCAUGCUUGACGCCAGCUCUUCGGAGACGGCCAAAACCAAGAAACCGCUUCCGAACCGGCCGCUACAGCGUUUCUGGCCUGACUCCAUCGCCACGGGGAUGACCCAACAACAGGUCCAGAUGGCAGACGGCACCAUGGUGACAAUGAGUGUGGAGGGUCUCCAGAGCCUGACUUCAGACGGCGCCACGCUGGCCGUGCAGCAAGUGAUAAUCGGCGGGCACAGCGAGGACGAAUCAGGAGACAGCAGGGACGAUGAUGAGAUGACUGGGCUGGGCCUGGACAACAGUGACUCCCUGCAGUAGGACACACACAGGCGUACUGUAUACAAUCACCACAGGAGGCUGCUGAGGGGAGGACAGCUCAAUAAUGGCUGGAAUGGAGAAAAUGGAAUGGCAUCAAACACCUGCAAACCAGGCUAAUUUAUUUGAUACAAUUCCACCGAUUCCGCUCCAGUCAUUACCAGAAGCCCGUUCGCCCCAAUUAAGGUGCCACCAACUUCCUGUGACUCACACACAAAAACAAACGUUGUAUGCUGCGUUGAAAAUAUGGUAAUUCAGGCCUUCCACAACAAACAUACAUGAUGUAUGCAGACUGAUAUUGAAUGAUGUAGGCUGCUAAUGAAGUGUGCACACACACACUAGCACAAAAUCAGAUCAAUGUUAUGCAAAAAAAAAAAUAAUGGCGGCUCAGAUCAUGUAUGUACUGUAGAUACUGAUAUAGCAUUGCACGUGCACACACUCUAAAUCAGUUUACACAGCACAACCACAAGAUAUACGGGAGCACUCCUGAUGUCCAUUUAUUGAACGGAGUGCGCUGUGUGUGAGAAGUUUCAUUUCAGAAACUGUUUUUCACUACGUAGUCUGUAGGCGAGUGCACUUUUUUUGUAUAAUUCUACGCUCCAAAAGACAAAAAGAACAGACGCAGCUAAAACAAAUCAUGAAGUGUUUUAAAAAAUUACGUUUGUACUCCGUUAAUAAAUGUUGAAUGAUUCUUA
Messenger RNA from Oncorhynchus mykiss (rainbow trout), 2417 nucleotides. RefSeq names its product homeobox protein PKNOX1. Gene Ontology annotation, biological process: regulation of DNA-templated transcription. NCBI's taxonomy places the organism in Eukaryota, Metazoa, Chordata, Actinopteri, Salmoniformes, Salmonidae. The record is from RefSeq and is a predicted model, not a curated record. Gene Ontology annotation, molecular function: DNA binding.